Molecule: messenger RNA, 2490 nt
Organism: Aspergillus sclerotioniger CBS 115572
Lineage: Eukaryota; Fungi; Ascomycota; Eurotiomycetes; Eurotiales; Aspergillaceae
Exons: 10
Coding region: 1-2490 (829 amino acids)
Biological process (GO): sterol biosynthetic process
Cellular component (GO): membrane
Molecular function (GO): hydrolase activity; oxidoreductase activity, acting on the CH-CH group of donors, NAD or NADP as acceptor
Source: RefSeq, a predicted model, not a curated record
AUGACCGUGACUCGAUCCCAGACGGGGAAGACCCCAAAGAAAAUGGAGCGGCCCGGCUUCAUCGAGACACCUGGCCGUCGAGUAACUCGCAGUAGCAGCCGCGCACUGUCAGAGGAGCCUUCCAACUCAACAGCUGAUACUCAGGCUCAAUCAAACUCCACAUCGCGGAGACGCCCGUCGGUCAAGGUCAAGACUGAACCAUUGGACGAGGAACCGAAGCCAUUUGCGACCAAUGGACACGCCGACGAUUCCGCUGGCAAGCCCCGGAUUGUGGAUGGAUGGGAAGAGGGCAAGGAUCCCAGAAUCGACUACAGUGGUCACUUCGAAUUUGGAGGCUCUCUGGGUGUGGCCUCCAUGAUGAUCGGAUUUCCGCUGCUGAUGUACUACAUGUGGAUUGGUGCCACCUACUACGAUGGCAAGUUCCCUCGUCCCGCGGAAGGACAAAGCAUGUCCGAGUUUUUUGCGCACCUGGGGCACCUGGCAUAUGAAGGCGCUUUCCCAUCACUCAAGGCUUGGACGAUCUACUGGGUUUUCUUCAUCUUUGAGGGUAUUUGCUAUCUGUGUCUUCCGGGUAUUACCGUCAUGGGUCGUCCUCUGCCACAUCUGGGAGGGAAACAACUACCAUAUUACUGUUCUGGGGUUUGGUCCUUUUACACCACCAUUGUGCUGGCCUUCCUACUUCAUGUUACUGGUGUCUUUAAGCUGUACACUAUCAUUGAUGAGUUCGGCCCUCUCAUGAGCGUUGCUAUCCUCUCUGGAUUCCUUGUUGCUUUCGCGGCUUACUUCUCGGCAUUGGCGCGCGGGGCGCAGCAUCGCAUGACGGGUCACCACGUUUACGAUUUCUUCAUGGGCGCGGAGCUCAAUCCCAGAAUGUUUGGAAUCUUGGACUUCAAGAUGUUCUUCGAGGUCCGCCUUCCUUGGUACAUUCUGCUCUUCGUUACCCUGGGUGCAGCGGCUAGACAGUAUGAGGUCUACGGUUAUGUCUCUGGAGAGGUCGGCUUCCUGCUGUUGGCGCACUUUCUAUACGCGAAUGCCUGCUCCAAGGGCGAAGAGUGCAUUGUGUCCACGUGGGAUAUGUACUACGAAAAAUGGGGUUUCAUGUUGAUCUUCUGGAACCUUGCUGGUGUACCCCUGAGCUACUGUCACUGCACCAUCUACCUGGCCAACCACGAUCCAGCUACCUACCACUGGAACCGGUACUUCCUCUCAUUCCUCUACGUCGCCUACCUCUUCGUGUACUGGGUGUGGGAUACGACCAAUAGCCAGAAGAACCGUUACCGCCAGCAAGAGCGCGGAACCAUGGUGUUCCGCAGCACUUUCCCUCAGCUGCCUUGGCAGACGCUGAAAAAUCCCAAGACUAUCACGGCCGAUGAUGGGUCCAAGAUCCUGGUCGACGGUUGGUAUGGCAAAGCACGCAAGAUCCACUAUACCUGCGACCUGUACUUCGCCCUGAACUGGGGACUCAUCACUGGGUUCAGCAGCCCAUUCCCCUGGUUCUAUCCCCUCUUCUUCGCCUGUAUGAUCACUCACCGCGCGAUGCGCGAUAUUGAGCGUUGCCGGAAUAAGUAUGGCGAGGCAUGGAGGGAGUACGAGAGACAGGUCCCUUACCUGUUCAUUCCGGAAUCUUACCACGAUGUGCCGACCCAGGCGGACGGCAGCGGGACUAUGCGUAUGUACUUCCUUUCUACCCUAUACUUGAGAUUUCUUUGCCCUAGCCGUGCUGACGUUAGUCCAGGCAUCUAUGUCUUCCACCCUACUAUCCCUGGAUACCCUAAGGCGCGGUUCCCGGGUGUGGUGGUGUUCAGUGAGAUUUAUCAGGUGACUGGACCUGUUGAGCGGUUUGCUAGACAAAUCGCCGGUCAGGGAUAUAUCUGCGCGGCACCGUCGAGUUAUCAUGAGUUUACGGGGCCGGAGGCAUUGAAGUAUAAUGCUGAAGAUACGGAUAAGGGCAAUGAGUGGAAGAUUAGUAAGAAAAUCGCGGCUUACGAUGAGGACGCCUCAUUGUGCGUCGACUAUCUCCUGUCAUUGCCCACGUGCAAUGGCCGGGUGGGCGCGACGGGUAUGUGCCUGGGUGGACAUCUUGCGUAUCGGUGCGCAUUGGACAGCCGCGUCAAAGCGGCGAUGUGCUACUUUGCCACAGAUAUCCACAGUAAGACGCUGGGGCUGGGGAAGAAUGAUGAUAGUUUGGCCCGGGCGGCGGAUAUCAAGGGCGAAUUGCUCAUGAUUUUCGGGAAGAACGACACCCAUGUUCCGCCUGAGGGAAGGGAUCUGAUCCGCAAGACCCUACAUGACAAGGGAGUUUUGUUUAGCUUUUACGAGGUGGCUUGGGCUCAGCAUGCCUUCAUUCGCGAUGAGCUCAGCAAGGGACGGUAUGACCCUGCCAUUACCAAGGCGUGCUUUGAGAUGCUGCUGGAGUUGUUCGGACGCACUCUCAAGCUGGACUUGGGCGAGCAUGAUGGAAAGGAGCUGAAGAUCGAAGACGUGUGCUAG